AUGAGUUUGAUUCAACAAUCACGCGAUGCGUUUAUGCAAGGCAUAGGACUUUUAGCGGCUAGUUUGAAUCUAAUCGGUGUCAAUGCAUCGAAUAAUCAAUUUAAUUAUCGAAAAAUCGAACAAUAUCGUUGUUCGCCGUACCUUCACGAUGAAAUGAUCAUUCGUCGAUUUUAUGUGUAUGAAACUUUGAUUCGUCAUAAUUUUGUCGUGUUUCAAACUGAUUCAGGGCAAACUUUCAAAGUUCAUCUGAUUGCUGAUAUUGUUCCAAAUGAUUAUUCACCAGUCUAUAUCGAAAUCGAUCGUACUUAUUGGAAACCUGAUCGAAGGCAUGUGAGAACAUCGAAUACAAGAGCCGGUGACUUGAAAUUGUUUGUUUUACAUGAAAUACAAAAGUUUGGUAAUUAUACAGUUGGACUCAACGAUUGUCGACAUUUUGCUCGAGCUGUAGCUGCAUUUUUAUCAGGUCAACCAUCUUGCACAACAACAGCUGCUACAUUGUCCGCAUUUCCGUUCGGUCCAGGAUAUUACUAUGGAUUUCCUACUACAACUCUGACCACACUAAAUUCUAUGCCAUUGCAAUAUCCAAUGGGCGCUUUAUGGGUGAAUUGA
This is a messenger RNA of Adineta ricciae, 609 nucleotides long. The record is from the annotation of a GenBank genome assembly. Lineage: Eukaryota; Metazoa; Rotifera; Eurotatoria; Adinetida; Adinetidae.